AUGCGAUAUAACUACACCUUUGGGCAAUAUGCUCUAUGUAAAGUAGUUCGCGUAUUCAUCGUGUUCUCGUCGUUUGGGUCGGGGUUCAUACUGCUUGUCGUAGCAGUAGAUCGAUACAGGAAGGUAUGCAGGCCAUUUCAAAAGCAGAUGAGCAUAAGAACUGCCCGGGUAGCUGUAUCAAUUUGCACUGUUCUAUCGUUCUUUAUAUCACUACCAGCGUAUGUUAUCUUCGGCUCAAGAACUGUGCCUCUAGAUAUCGUCAACAUCAAUGGUUCUGACUGUUCCAUUUCUGAUGAGUACGUUGAUUCCCCAUUCCCACGGCUGUAUAAUGGGGUACACUUUCCAUAUUUGUGCCUUCGAUGCUUUCCAACCUCUUCAUCAGAACAGGAACCCUCAGAUGUCUCUGAAGAUGCGAUGCAAUUGCCCAACAAUCGACCAGCCAGGGAGGACGCUUCGAACAGCACAGGGCAAGAAAGGAAACCAGAGCACAGUUCUAAAGACAAGACAUGGCUGGGUAUAGACGUAUCUGCCUCCUGUGAUGCUGAGUCGGCGAAUUUCCACACAUCGCCCCGAAGAGACGGAGGUGAACGGAGAACUUUGUUCAUGUUGUUUCUUAUCACUCUCGUAUUUGUGGUGAGCUUUCUGCCACACUUGACUCUGAUGGUGACACUGGCGGUGAACAAAUAUAUCUUUGAAGAAAUCCAAGGGUUUGGAUUGGCUGCGUUCAACCUGUUCAUCAGGUCGUUUUUCAUCAACAGUGCCUCUAAUCCUUUCAUAUACAGCUUCUGUAGCACCAACUUCAGACGCGAACUUGGAGUCGUAAUCUGGAAAUUAAAUUGUCGGGCAACAAAGAACUAG
This is a messenger RNA of Haliotis rubra (blacklip abalone), 858 nucleotides long. RefSeq names its product orexin receptor type 2-like. Gene Ontology annotation, cellular component: membrane. The transcript is spliced from 2 exons. NCBI's taxonomy places the organism in Eukaryota, Metazoa, Mollusca, Gastropoda, Lepetellida, Haliotidae. Gene Ontology annotation, biological process: neuropeptide signaling pathway. The coding region runs from base 1 to 858 and encodes 285 amino acids. The record is from RefSeq and is a predicted model, not a curated record. Gene Ontology annotation, molecular function: G protein-coupled peptide receptor activity.